This is a messenger RNA of Exophiala oligosperma, 8540 nucleotides long. RefSeq lists its product as uncharacterized. The transcript has 3 exons. Bases 326 to 8254 code for a protein of 2642 amino acids. The record is from RefSeq and is a predicted model, not a curated record. NCBI's taxonomy places the organism in Eukaryota, Fungi, Ascomycota, Eurotiomycetes, Chaetothyriales, Herpotrichiellaceae. Gene Ontology annotation, biological process: cell morphogenesis. Gene Ontology annotation, cellular component: site of polarized growth; cell cortex.
UAUCCAUCCUCACAAGGUGGCCAUAGGGGUUUGUUCAGUAUAGAAUAUAGAUAUCCCUGGUGUUCUUCUUGACCGUACUGUGGCUGUUGCCGUGUGAUUGGGUGAGGGUUCGUUCCAUUCUUUUUCAGUCUGUUUGACCUCGUCUAUUUCGACAACGGGGACUAAAAUUCACCUCCCUUACCGAGUAAAUUCAGCCAACAUACUCCAUACCAUCUCCCUCUGCUUCCCUUCCUCUCCUUCACCCAUUCUCGGCCUGGACUCGGGUGCAACGCAAUGACGGAGUCUCUGUAUCUGCGCCUCUCGUCCUGUCGGUCUUCGGCAAAAAAUGAUGCCCAAUAAUGCUCAUCCCGCGUCAAGCGAGACCCCAAACUUUGCCCUCGAUGGUCCUGGCCCUGAACAGAUCUCCCCACCGUCAUCCACCGUUCGUCCACCGCUGGCUGCGCCCAUCCACACAAGGGAUGUUUCAAGAGGAAGACCGCAACAGUCUGCGACACAAGGAUAUGGGGCCAGCUAUGUGUCAUCCUCACGCGCUGGCUCGGUGCAGCCUGCUGGGCCUGGGCAGGAUGGCAGUGUGAGCUCAAGAGGUACGUCUGCCGUGGACAGUGGUCUGCAGCGACGCACAUCGAACAGUUAUGGCCAUCAUCGACAAACAUCGGUGAUACAUGGCCUUCAGCAUUCAAGAAAUCCAUCCUUCAACUCGCCCACGUCCGCAAGUCCUCUGUCACCCGAGUCCUUACUGAAUGCCUCAAAUAAUGCGAGAUAUCCGACCGUGGGACGGAGAGGGCAAUACUCUACUGGAGAAGGUCAAUCCACUUUCGCAAGCCCAGUCUCAUCUUUCCAAGGCCACACUCAAGGCCACUCCAUCGACUCGAUGAUUGAUGUUCAAGUGUCACAGCCCGACUCUCUCUCAGCCCAGCCCCGGAGGCGCAAAGAGCAUUCGAGAACGCGACGCGGCCAUGCAUACAACUCGUCAAGUGCUCACCAAGAGCCACGCACGCCAGGGGAGUAUGCUCUACAUCAUCUGUUCCAUGCCUUCGUGCUACGAGCCGAUCAGAGAAUCAAUCACUGUCUCUCUCUUGUCGACACAGUCACAACACCGGUAGAGCAAGCCUGUGCUCCGGGGGUGGAUGCUGCCUUUGACCAGCUGAUAUCGUCCCUGGGUCAUAUCUCUCGUCAAGGGCCAAAACCUCUGGUCGAUAGUCUGAUGCUAUGGCGCAAAGGCAAGGGUGAUAUCGCUGCCAGUCUAAAGAAACAAGUCUACCAGCAACGGCUGCAACAGGGCCUGGGCGCCACGUUUUCCGUCUCUUCGCUCCCGGCCACGUUACCGAGACGGCAUACGGAGCCGUUACAAGUCCCAGGAGAGUCCGGGUUCCCUCAGACGGGCACGGAAGGCUCAUUAGAGGACAGCCUGACACAGGAAUAUAUUCUGGCAGAUCGCAGGGCCACAAUCUCUGUCUACAUUCUGUGUCGAGUCUUGAUUGCUAUCUUUGAGCAAAGCAAUUUGGAAGCCAUCACUCCAGACUUGGCGUAUAAACUUGAGGAUAUUGUGUUUACUCAGAUAAAGGAAGUUGAACCGACACAGAUCCUCUGCUCCAGUAUCAGACUAGCAAACUGGAGAAUAUAUGGCCAGGUUUUGGGUCAUAUGAGUCGGGUGGAUUUCCUAAAUGUCUCCGGUCGCUAUACGCAGCAGCUUGACGUGUGGCAGCAGGAAUUCGCCAAAAGCCAGCAAACAACAACCGCCAGAGAAUUCGAAUCUCGACUCGAAUUACUGCUCCUAAGCAUGCGUCAUCUGCACAUUGCUGCUACCAGAGAAGCUGCGCCAAGUGUGUGUGAAUUCUUGAGAAGUCUUGCGAGCCGUUUCUCCGAUGCUCAUGGGCCUCGCGUCAAGCAGGCGUACUGUCAUCUAUUUGUGCGCUUGUUGACGGUGGUCGCUAGCCAUCCUGACGUUUUCCAGGGAAUCCCAAUGUGGGUCAGCUUCAUUGAGGUUAUCAAUGCUCGCUUGUUCAAUAUGAUCGUCAAGGUCCGUCAUUGGGCCAUCGGCUUCCCACUUUCUAUUGUACUCCUCUGUGUCUCUCCAUUAGAAACAUUCUCUGCACAAUGGCUGCCAAUGGUUCAAAGUUUCGGCAACAAGCUCAAAGACAGAACCACCCGUGGUCCUGCUUUGCAGGCCAUCUGCCAGCUGACAUGGACCUAUCUUGCACGUGUGGUCGAACCAGCCAAUCUCAGAGUACGUCGCUUGGACGAAGUCAUCAAGCUGGCCCUUCCACAAGGUCGGAGAACGCACAUUGGCUCGGAUCCAGCUGUAGCGACGCCCUUGGUUCAACUUAUCCGUAUUCUGGGAUAUGCUGCUCAGGACAUAUGUUUCAGAUCCAUUAUCUUUCCGAUGGUCCACUCCGACAUGUUUCAAUCAAAUCGUCCACUUAAAAUUGAGAACAUGGAGCCAGAAAGAAUGGUCGUAGGCAUUCGCGGCUUUCUGGCCAUUAUGUCUGACCUAGAGCGAGCCGAUCAGGUCGCGCCUCCAUUUCCCGUUUUCAGCAUCCAAUCGCCUACCUUUGAGGGACUUCCAUCCUCUCCCCAGAGCAGCCUGAAGACCAGCGUGGAUCUCGGUACACCAGUCAAGUCGACUUUUGAAGACGAAACCUCGUCGUCUGUGCCGGUCAACGUUUCGAAUCUCGACGAGAGCGCACGGCAGUAUUAUUUGCAAUUUUGCGAAACUUUGGGAAAGAUAACAAUCCUAUGUGACAAUACCUUUGGUGGUCAGGCUACUCUCAACGAGAAAUUCUCCUCACCCGCCAGCUUGACUCCGAAGACACCUUUGGUCGAUGCUUUCACCUUGAAUCGUUCUCCAGAUGUCCCAGUUGCCGACCAGCGGCAGCAAUACUAUGAACUUUUGCACGUGGCAAUUCAAGCUCUGCCCCGCUGCUUCAAGGAUCACAUACCCUUGAGCCCUCUCAUCAGCCUCUUGUGCACCGGAUCCGCUCAUGUCCAAGCAAACAUUGCUUCCUCCGCCACUCAAUCGCUCAAAGCAAUUGCUCGACAGGGCCACGCCCAGGCUGUUGCGAUUGCGUUUCCAAGAUUCAUCUUUUCUUAUGAUACACAGUAUUCAACCAUGUCCGAUGAAGGACGCUUGGGACCGGCACACAUUGAAUCCACCUUGACGCUGUAUCUGGAACUGCUCCAGAUAUGGACAGAACAACUGAAACAAAAGACGAUGGCGAGUGCAGCGGAGGCAAGGGAGCGCGGGACUCCACCGUCGAAUCGAGCACUGCGGAUGGAGCUGACCAAUGUCAUUCCUCUUGUCGACGAAAUCGAGGCUUAUGGGCUCUUUUUCCUCUGUUCACAAUCUCGUCGAGUACGGGCCUUUGCCGUCAAGGUGUUGCGGCUAGUGCUUCAAUUCGACAAAGUCCUUGGUCAGGAUGAACCAUCCAGAAUCAUCAAAUUACUAGAAACACAAUCAUCACGGAUCCUCGACCUCCAUGAAGAUGCUCUUAAUGUUGCAGAAAGAAGCCGACUGCAAAAGGAUAAACGUGUCAAGUCGGACCAAAGCACCCUGAUUGAGAUUUGUAGCUCAGAAGUGUCCUACGACUCAACUCUCUGGUUCAAAGCAUUCCCGAAUCUCAUCAGAGUCGUCUUUGAUGCGUGUCCAAAUGCUAUCGCCCUCUGCCGUGGCACUGUUACCGGAAGAUUAAUGCUCAUGCAGAACGACGUAGAAAGCUUCAAAGACAUCAGUACGGGAAACCCGGCUCUUUACGAAAACAAGAUCCAAGGGCGUAGUUCUGCGACUUCUGCAGAGGUCCUAUUCGAACAGUGGAAGCUCUACCUUAUCAUGGCAUGUGUCACCCUUAAUUCCCCUGGAGGUCAAUCACAGAGUCAGCUUGCGGACGCUGCUCACGCUCGGAAAACUUCCAAAGGUGCCACUCAAUCUCAGGACAAAUUGGGGUCUGCGCGGGCCCUCUUCUCAGCCAUCAUACCUAUGUUAGGCGCUCAUCCAGACCCCAUUCGUGAUGCUGUGGUGACCGCUCUUGGCUCCAUUAAUCGGAAGCUCUGUAGAACCCUUCUCGAGUCGCUGCAGUACGCGGUAAUCACAUGCAACGACGAAGCAAAGGCUAGGAUCAAUCAUCAGAGAACACCCAGUAGCCCACAGAGAUCUCAGAAGACUGAAAGACUAAGGACCGAGGUCACCCACGUCUACAAACUUACCGCGGCAUUUCUUCGUCACGAGGAUAUCUAUACAGACGAGUGGAUAUUGCACAAUAUGGUCACCUACACGCGGGACCUGCGCAUUUUCCUCAGCGACACGGACGUACAGAAUGAUUGGCGUUUUCAAAGACUGAGAUACCAUUUCUGUGGCCUCGUUGAAGAAGUCUUCGAGGGCGUGAACAGAUCCAGAACUCCUACUCGUUGGAUGCCUUUCGAGGCACGCAAGUCCGCCUUUGCUCUUAUGGAAGACUGGUGUGGUUAUUCAGCGGAACAGAACUUAUUUGAUCCUAACCAUAGCCAUGCAAGGGAUGUCCAGGACCGGAUGAAUGCCAAUGCAGCCUCUGAGAAGGAGAAGAACAAUCUGCGCGUGGCUGCUCUGAGUGCGAUGGCUGCCCUGUGUGCUGGUCCAAUAAAUAUGGUGACGGACAGCAAUAUUGUCCUGUCGUUCCAUGUUCCACGUAUGCUGUCCUGGAUUGACGGCAUCUUCGCGACCAACAAUCAUAAAAUGCAUUCCAUCGGCAGGCGAGCACUCAAGCUGCUACUGAUGAAUAACCCCGACCAUCUCGGACUGAUCGAACAUGCCAUUGAAAAAUGCUACAUGACCGAAUCCUCAACUGCACUGGAGAGUUAUUUUGGGGUGGUUUGCGAGGUCUUGAUACAACAACCGGAGUAUCCGCUCCCUUUCUGGAAAAUCCUCAGCGUAAUUGUGUUCACCCUGGGCAAUGAGAAUAGAGAAAUACGGAUGAAGUCUGCUCACCUGAUCCGGACCUUGGACGAACGACUCCAGAAAAGUUCGAACUUGCAAGAAUUCGACAUAAGCAUAUCCGACAAAACGCGUGCUGUCUACAAAUUAGCCCAAUUUGAGUACUCAAAGCGUCUUGCGAAAGCAAACUCAGAUAUCGCUUUCAUGAUUUUCUCCGAGUUUUCUUUGCACUAUAAGGUUGCACGGAACGAUCAUCAGCGCAACAUGGUCGUUGCCAUCUUGCCCUGGCUGCAGACUCUCGAGCUUCAAGUCGACCCCAUUACUAAUGGGCCGACUGCGGUUUCCUACAUGCUUCUGGCAAAUAUGUUUGAAAUCACAAUCUGCUCCAGCAGUUCCAUGCACAAUGAAGUUCAGGCUUUGUGGCAAGCUCUUGCAACAGGCCCACACGCAGGGAACGUGCAGCUUAUACUGGACUUUAUCAUCUAUCUUUCUCUUGACCGUCGUGACCAAAACUUUGUCGAGUAUGCGAAACAAAUAGUGGUCUAUCUCUCGUCCACUCCUGCAGGAUCGAGAGUGCUUGAAUUUUUCAUGCUGCAAUUGACGCCGAAAAACAUGGUCAACGACAAAAACCACGCAGAUGUCGUUAUGCCGGACACGAGGCACCUGCCCUAUGUUGCAGAUUUGGGCUCAUUGCUUCCAAUGGGCAGCAAACAGGUCGGGCUCUCUUUAGGUCAAGUAUCCCUCAUCUUCCUGGUCGAUCUAAUGGUCACACCUGUGACCCUGGCCAAGGAAGAAGCCAUCAAACUCAUCCACACUGUUCUCAUUCUCUGGGAUCACUACACAAGUUCGGUACAGGAACAAGCUCGAGAGAUGCUGGUACACCUGAUUCACGAACUGGUCACGACAAAGAUUGAUCCUCAGGUAUUGUAUGCCUCAAAGUCACAGAUUGAGACCCUGGUCGACUCAGUCCGAACCAAUGAUGCAAGAAUCAGCUGGUCUUAUGAAAAGAACACUAGAAAAGACGAAGAUGAUGGGGCCAGCAGGGUACCUCCCGCUAUGUCCACCCUCAGCACGGAAAUCGUUAGCAUUUUCGAUUUGGCUUUCGAGAACUUCAGUGAUACGUGGGCAAAGGAAGCCCUGCAUUGGGCUUCUAUCUGCCCCGUACGUCACUUGGCUUGCCGUUCCUUCCAGGUCUUCCGAUGCAUAUCAGUCAGUCUGGACGCCAGAAUGCUGGCUGACAUGCUCGCCCGGUUAUCAAACACCAUCGCAGACGAGCAGACGGAUUACCAGACAUUUUCCAUGGAGAUUUUGACAACUCUAAAGGUCGUCAUUGGGGCUUCGGAACCAAAGACUCUCGUACGAUAUCCACAGCUGUUCUGGACUACAUGUGCUUGUCUCAGUACCAUCCACGAAAGAGAGUUCUAUGAGACAUUGGGGAUGCUUGAGAAGUUUAUCGAGAAGCUAGACUUGUCCUCUACGGAAGUCACCGAAGCUAUGCUCGUUGGACAGCCCGGGAAAUGGGAAGGCGGUUUCGAAGGCGUACAGCCAUUGCUUUACAAAGGUCUCAAGUCCGCCGAUAGUUUGGAGAAGACGCUUUCGGUCCUGCAUAAACUGGCUCAUCUUCCCAAUUGCGACCUGGUCGGCACUGACGACCGCCUACUGUACAAUUUGCUUGCAAAUCUACCACAAUUCUUGCACAGCUUCGAAAUUGACACAGUCGAUUCUACCUCAUUAGAGGUAGCUCGGAGCCUAGGCCAUGUUGCAGCUGCCGAAGGCCACGAGGCAUUGGCAAUAUGUCUUCGACAAUUUGCCAGCAAAGACAUGAUCUCAAGUCGUGAGAUGCUCUCAUCCACGCUCCAAGCCUUGAAGGCUGCGUAUUUCCCAGCUCGUGAUGCUCAAACCUUGAUCUUUAUGAUUGGUCUCCUCACAAACAAGACUCCGUGGUUCAGGGUGAAACUGAUGGACAUUUUGAGCGAAUUGAUACCCCUAGUCAACAUGAAGAACGCAGCUAUCACGAACCAUGGUCCAGAUCUCAUCUCUCCACUUUUGCGGCUAUUGCAGACUGAACAUUGCAGUCAGGCUCUCGAAGUCCUGGAUUAUAUAAUGGAGGUUGCCGCUACACCAAUGGAGAAGCACCACAUGCGCAUGAGUAUGGCAGUGGGCUCUGCAAAGGCAAUUCGAAAAGAGUACGAGCGCACACAAAGCUUGUAUGGUAUCCCACUACCGUCGGGGUGGUCUAUUCCUAUGCCGGCAAUCUAUUCGAGCAUGACUCGGCGUAAUGUGCAUGCUGUAUUCUACACCUGUGGAGACUCCGAUGCAUUGAAAGGCCAAGAAACAGCUACGCCUGACGUUGAGUUCCAAGGCGAUGAUGGCUACAACGACUCGUAUUUUCCAUCUCAGAGCAGAGCGGAAACAAUUCGUUCUUUGGAAACAGCUGCAGAUACGAACGUCAGCGAUUUGGUCAAUACACUCGACAGUCUCGACGACUUUUUCGAUGACCUUGACGGAGAUCUUGUGCUCACUCCAACCGGUACUAGUCAACUGGGAGUGUCAAGCAUGGUUAUGCCAACAUUAACGGAGCACAGCACAGCCUUGUACGAUGAGCAAACUGCUCCCAUAUUACGCCAAAGUCUUGCAAGAACAUCUUCUUUGGCUAAUAUCCCUGAUGGAAUUACAGAGUCAGGCCCUUUGCCUGGUGUUGGGCAUCGCAAUGAAUUGAGUCAAUCUUCGGCCGCUUAUAGCGGGACUACUCAAACAUCUUUUUCGUCAAUCGACGAGCUUGGAGGACCGGGGCCUUCUUUGCCAAUUACAAACAAGAAGCCAGCUAUACAGACGGUAUUGAGCCCGACGAAUCACAGUAGGCCUGGCUUGCACGCGAGGUCUAUCACGUCACCAGCAAAUCAAUUUUCAGGGUCUCAGCCUUCAGGCGUGUUUUCUCCUGGACCUACUGGAUCAUUCAGAUCCCAGGACGAUUACGCGGAUCAAUACGACGAAGCCAUGCUCUCUGACGGAGAGAACAGCCCAUUCCCCUCUCUCAGUGUUGGAGUCGCAGGCGGCGGUAAGGGUAUCUCCGGACCAGGGCCUUCGGAGUAUACGACCCCAACGUCUGCCACCGAAACAGGUGGUGCCUUCAGUAUACAAGGCAUGCGACGUGGAAUGCGACGUCUCACUGGUGGAAAGAGCGAGAGCCAAAAGGAGAAGGAGAGAGCGAGAGAAGUUACAAGGCUACGUGGACAGUCUGGAGGUCAAAACCUCUUGCCUGGAGCCAUACAGAGUCCGCGAGUACCCAAAGUGCCUGUGGAAUACCUCAAUGCCAGCGGCAUCAGUCCCACGACAAGUCCAGGUCUAUGAUUAUCAUCACGCCAGGCGUUCUUUCUCGGAUCAUUCAUUUUCGACUUCGAAGGUACCCGUAGAGUCUGCCGGGUGAAGUUAUGGCUGCAUGUGUGGCGUUACGACAAAAGUAUUUCAACAGCAAAUGGGUUGCUUGUGUACCAUAUCGAAGGACGAUCCAUGGAAAGCGGGACAUGAAACAAUGUAUUUGUAUACUAACCAGUCUCGAGCACUUUUGAGCGCUUUUUGAAUGACAAUAAAAGCUAUAUUAAUCGGACCUCGAGGUCCGGAGAAGUUGCAAAUGUUU